This is a messenger RNA of Vombatus ursinus (common wombat), 2078 nucleotides long. RefSeq names its product lysophosphatidic acid receptor 5 (gene LPAR5). The transcript has a single exon. The record is from RefSeq and is a predicted model, not a curated record. Gene Ontology annotation, molecular function: G protein-coupled receptor activity. Gene Ontology annotation, biological process: G protein-coupled receptor signaling pathway; behavioral response to pain. The coding region runs from base 14 to 1114 and encodes 366 amino acids. Gene Ontology annotation, cellular component: membrane. NCBI's taxonomy places the organism in Eukaryota, Metazoa, Chordata, Mammalia, Diprotodontia, Vombatidae.
AUCAAUUGGGGAAAUGUUGGCCAACACCUCCGAUACCACUAUCCCCACGUGCCCUGACUACCGCUUUAACCAUCGCCUAUAUAUGGUGGGCUAUAGUCUGGUGCUUGCUGCCGGUCUACCCCUCAAUGCCUUGGCACUAUGGAUUUUCCUCCGAGCCCUACAAGUCCACUCAGUGGUCAGUGUCUACAUGUGUAACCUGGCAGCUAGUGACCUGCUUUUUACCCUUUCUUUGCCCCUACGUCUAUCCUACUAUGCCCUUCACCACUGGCCCUUCCCAGCCCUGCUGUGCCAGACAGCAGGGGCUGCCUUCCAGAUGAAUAUGUAUGGCAGCUGCAUUUUCUUGGCCCUCGUCAAUAUGGACCGCUACAUUGCAAUCGUCCACCCCCUGCGGCUCCGCCACCUACGCCGGCCUAUGGUGGCAAGAUUACUCUGCCUGGGUGUCUGGGCCUUGAUCUUGGUGUGCGCUGUGCCUGCUGUUUGGGUCCAUGCCCCCUCACCCUGCUAUUAUAAGAACAUCACUGUCUACCUGUGUUUUGAGAGCUUCAGUGAGAAAUUGUGGCAGGGCAGGCUGCUGCCCUUGGUACUUCUUGCUGAAGGGCUGGGUUUCAUACUGCCCUUGAUUACCAUGGUCUACUCUUCCAGUCGGGUCUUCUGGACCUUGGCCCGGCCCAGUACCACCAGGAAUGAACGCCGUAGGAAAACAGUGCACCUUCUACUGGCUAACCUGGUCAUUUUCCUCCUGUGCUUUGUGCCUUACAAUACCACCCUGGCUGUUUAUGGACUACUUCGGGGAAAGCUGGUAGAUGCCAGCUCCGAUGUCCAGAACAGGGUACGCCAGGUGUUGGUGGUGUUGGUAGUGUUGGCUAGUACCAACUGCGUCUUAGAUCCCCUUGUCUACUAUUUCAGUGCAGAGGGCUUCCGAAAUACCCUUCGAAGCCUGAGAACUACACGAUGGGUAAAAGUCAGAGCUGCCAACGGGCCUCGAGGACCACAUGGGCAUCGGGAAAGUGGUACAGCCUCCACUAAUCUUGAGGAUGCCUCUCACAGUGAGCUGCUCUCACGUACACCUCUGGAGAAGUCAUUCAGUCAGUCCAUCAAGGAUUCAACCACCUGAGCAGAAACACUGGCUAAACUUCUCCCUUCAGCUCCCUUCUCAUCCCCAUUAUGAGACUGCAAAUGAGCAAGGCAGUGUGGGGAAGAGAUCAGGUACCCAGACUCAGGUUUCAAUCUUAGCCCUUAUUUCCAGGAACAAACAAAGUAUAAGUAUAAAGAAGAAGGAAUGCUAUGGAACCAUCUUUCUGGAAGAAGAGGAGAAAUCCUUCCCUCCUUCCUCUGCCCAAAGAUAGAGAAACCUGGAUGCCCAAGUUCUAAAUUUAGCCCACCUGAAAUUACCCAGUUGAACAACCUGCUGAAAAGUCUCCUCACUAGAAUUUUUUCUGCAAGUGGUGCUUCUUCAUGCCACUGGGCCUUGGACCCCUUUAUUUUGUUUUGGAGGGCUGGGGUGGUAGGGAGGGAUGGGGUGGUCAUAAGGACUAAUAAAAUUGGAGGUAGGCUCUACAGAGUCAAUUUCCUUCUUGUUGUGUGGCCUAGAAUAAUCUAUCUCUAAGCUCUGAGGUGGGGCAAUGAGACAAGGUCAGGCUUGGUUUGUGGCAAAAUUGUGAGGCAGAGAAAUUGUCGUCAGAGUUCCUGAUCUCCUUUCACCCACACCCAACACAGAUACCCUGGGCCUUCAUCUACCACGUUUCUUCUGCCUUUGAGAACAAAAGUGACCUAAUCAAUUCUUUCGCCUUACCUAAGUGAGAGCUAUUCAAUGACCACGAUCCCCCAACCCCAAACUCGAGGUACUGCAUUAUUUAAAGAUUAAAAAUAGGAUUACAGGGAGAGGGCAAUGCUUAACACAAAGGAAUGUGGCAAUAACAGUAGAAUCUCCUGCAUCAUUGGGGAGAUAUUUGGAGGUGGGGAGGCAAAGCCAGGAGCAGUAGGGUGGAGCUUGUUGGCUGCCCCAGCUUAUAGAGAAAGGAGAACCACAGGAGAAAUGAAAGGGAGAAAUGCCCAAUGUCAGAAAUCUAUCCUGGGGA